AUGCGCGUGGUGUCGUGGAACAUCAACGGGCUACCGACCACAUUCAAGGAGGCCGGCAGCAAGUACGGCUCCGUCGCCAACUUCUUCUCAAACGUCCUCCGCGCGGACGUGCUCUGCCUGCAGGAGGCGAAGGUGGCGGAGGAGCGGGUGGAGCGGGCGUGGGCGCUGGUGGAGGGGUACGACUCGUACUGGGCGUUCAGCCGCGACAAGAAGGGGUACAGCGGCUGCGUGACCUUUGUGCGCGAUGGCCUCACCCCCCUGGACGCGGUCGCUGACGCUGUUGGUCCCAACGGCCUCGCGUGGGAGGCGAGAGGCGCAGACAGAGCGCCCUGGGAGCGGGGUGGAGGGCUUGCUGUUGACACGACUGACGACCAGGCUCCUGAUGCGGAGGCUGGCGCGGAGAGGGACGGCGGGGGGAGAGGAGAAGGAGUGGUGGAGAAGGGGGACGGGGAGGAGGGGGAUGAAGGGGAAGGGGAAGGGGAAGGGUCGGUGUGGAGGGAGGGGCGGUGUGUGAGGACGGACCACGGGCGGUUUGUGCUGCUGAACGUGUACGUGCCGAAUGCAGGCGAGCACAAGCACGGGCGCCCGCGGCUGCAGCGCAAGAUGGCGUUCCUGCGAGCCCUGCGCGCAGAAUGCGAUGCGGUAAGGGCGAGUGGGCGGCACGUGGUGGUGGUGGGCGAUGUGAACAUCUCCCACCGGGACAUAGACGUGUUCCACCAGUGGCGCGUCUCCCACAUCUACUGCCCUGCGGAGCUGCAGUGGCUGGAUGCGCUGUUUGGAAGCCCCGGUGCGCCCUAUGUGGACCUCUUCCGCCACUUCCACCCCACCGCCGCCGGCGCCUUCACCGUGUGGGACCAGCGCACCGACGCCCGCAGCCGCAACGAGGGCCAGCGCAUCGACUACGCAGUGUGCGACGCCGCCUUCCUCCCGCACGUGCUCGCAUGUGACAUCGUGCGAGUAUCCCCCAAGCAGUGGAGCGACCACGCUGCUGUCGCCCUCACCCUCUCUCAUGAUACUUCCCUGCCGCUCCUGCCCCCUCACCCCCGCCCGGCACUGUCCGCGCACAACAUGCGAAAGUUCCAGGAAGAUGUGACGCAGAGGAAGCUGACUGCGAUGUUUGGUGCACGGAAGGGGAGAGGGCGGGGAAAGGGGGGACGGGGGGAAGAGAGGGGAGAGGGGGGGGGGCAGGCGGAGAGGAGGGGGAAGGAAGGGGAUGAAAAGCAGGAGAAAGGACUGGAGGAGACGGAGGGAGGUGGGGAUUCAGAGGACGGAAGAGGGAGGGGAAAUAGGGAAGGUAGGGAUGGGAAAGGUGGGGAGAGGGAAACAGGGGAUGGAGAAGGUGUGGAGAGGAGGGAUGGAAAGGAUGGGGGGAAGGUGUUGAAGAGUAUAGAGAGUAUUGAUAGGAAGGAAGGUGAUUUAGGGACGGGCAGUGGUGACACAUGCACGUGGGUCGGUGAUGGGCGUGAAGAGACGCGUGUAUCUGGUGAGGGUAAUCUGGGUGAAAGGGAGGGGGAUGGCAAUGAGAGGGGAGGCAGGGAGGUGCAUAGAGAAGCAUCAACUGGAGUGUCAAGGGUGGCAGUUGCAGAUGAAGCUGUGUGUAUGGGUGCUGUGAGCACAGGCUGCACAGCACACGUGAGCGGGGGGGUACAAGGAGAAGAUGCGUUUCGAAGGAGUGGUGUGCAGGUUGGCAGUGAGAAGGAGGCAGCGGAUUCUGACACGGAGAGAACAGAGGGUGGCGGGGGUGGUGAGGGAGGCGAGGGCAUUGGGAGAGUGGAGAGGAGAUGUGGAAGCAUGGAAGAAGGUGCUGCUGGCCGUGCUAAUGCUGACGUUGAUGCUGGCGGUGCUGGUGACGGUGAUGUUGACGGUAGGGAGGGGAGAGGUGGUACGAUGAGGCAUGCAGGGCACAAUGAGAGUCGACGAGAGAGGGGAAGUGGUGGUGGAGGCGACGGGCGCGAUACAGAGGUCCCAGCGGGGAGAGAUGACAACGACGAUGGUACUUCUAGUGCUCGAGAUGCGGUUGGUUUGCAGACCACUGGAUCAACUGGGCUCGCAGCAGUGGCAGCUGCAGCAACAUCGGCAGCAACAACUGCGGCUGCCGCACAAGAGCGUGGGAAAAGAAGGUCAAGUGGUGUGGGUGUGGCUGCACGCCGGAGCGGUGCAGCUAAGAGGGGGAGGCGAGGGGGUAGGGGUGGUUCUGCGGCUAAGAGAGUUGGCACUGGUGGCGCUGCUGCUGCUGGCAAAAGUGGCUCACAACGUUUGAUCACUCAGUUUGUCAAAAAGAACUGA
Molecule: messenger RNA, 2286 nt
Organism: Closterium sp. Naga37s-1
Lineage: Eukaryota; Viridiplantae; Streptophyta; Zygnematophyceae; Desmidiales; Closteriaceae
Source: the annotation of a GenBank genome assembly